Molecule: messenger RNA, 1665 nt
Organism: Fusarium coffeatum
Lineage: Eukaryota; Fungi; Ascomycota; Sordariomycetes; Hypocreales; Nectriaceae
Exons: 4
Coding region: 1-1665 (554 amino acids)
Biological process (GO): amino acid transmembrane transport
Cellular component (GO): membrane
Molecular function (GO): amino acid transmembrane transporter activity
Source: RefSeq, a predicted model, not a curated record
AUGGCUGUUUCUGACGUUAAUGUACCCCCGGGUUAUUCCCAUGAUCCCGAGAAGGACUCCAAGGCAAUUCCGUCAAACACCACGAAUGAAGAAAUUGGACCGCGAAAUGUCUUUGGUGAUGAGACGCAUCGACGACUCAAGGGUCGUCAUAUCCAAUUGAUUGGUAUUGGAGGCACUAUCGGUACUGUUUUGUUUGUUCAAAUUGGUAAAGGUCUCAUGCAAGGCGGUCCAGGAAGUCUUUUCAUCGCAUUCUCAUUCUGGUGUCUCAUCGUCUUGACAAUCACAAUGGCCAUUGCCGAAAUGGUCUCAUACACACCAAUCUCAUCUCCCUUCGUCCGGUUCGCCGGUAUCUACGUCGAUGAAGCUCUCGGUUUCGCAUCAGGAUGGAAUUUCUUCAUUUUCGAAGCUGCGCUCGUACCAUUCGAAGUAACAGCAUGCCAUUUCAUCCUUCAGUUUUGGACAGACGCAAUUCCCGUGGGCGCGACCAUCGCAGUAAUCAUCGUGCUGUACGCACUAAUCAAUCUCAUGGCAAUUCAGUAUUUCGGCGAGACGGAAUUCUGGGCUUCUGUUGGAAAAGUCAUUUUGAUCGUUGGUCUCAUCUUUUUCACAUUCAUCGUCAUGGUCGGUGGAAAUCCAAAGGGUGAAGCUUUUGGAUUUACUUACUGGAAAAGUCCUGGAGCUUUCAAUACGCUUUACUAUGACGGCGCAUUGGGGAAAUUUGUGGGAUUCAUGGCUUGUCUUAUUCAAGCAGCUUUCUCCAUCUCUGGCCCUGACUACGUCGCUAUGGCUGCUGGAGAAGCUGAGAAUCCUCGCAAGAUCCUUCCUCGAGCUUUCAAGACUGUGUUUUAUCGUCUGACCUGCUUCUUCGUGCUUGGAUCGCUGUGCGUUGGUAUUUUGGUGCCGUACGAUGAUCCCAACAUGAUUGCAGCGUUCAGAGAUGGAAAGUCGGGUGCUGCCGCUUCACCAUACGUCAUCGCAAUGGAUCGUCUUGGAAUCAAGGUCUUGCCUCAUAUCGUCAACGCCAUGAUUCUUGUUUCAGCUUUUUCAGCUGGUAACUCAUACGUUUUCUGCGCCACGAGAUCUCUUUACGGUCUUGCGCUCGAAGGAAAAGCCCCGCGCUUUCUAAGAACAUGCACCAGAACCGGCGUCCCUAUCUACUGCGUUGCCGUUGUCCUUGCUAUUGCAUUGCUGUCGUUUCUGCAGCUAUCGAAUAGUUCUGCUGUUGUGCUGAGUUGGUUUGUCUCUCUGGUGACUGCCUCUCAGCUGAUCAACUUUUGCGUCAUUUGUCUCACGUACUUGUGCUUCUACCGUGCGAUGAAAGUGCAGAACUUUGAUCGUUCUGUUCUUCCUUACAAGGCUUGGUUCAUGCCAUAUGCUGCGUAUGUCGGUCUCGUGGCGACGUUCAUUAUGGUCUUUGUUGGUGGAUAUACCGUGUUUUUGCCUGGCAUGUGGGAUGUGCCCAACUUUCUCUUCUCAUACACUUCUGUCGGAUUAUUUCCUGUUCUUUAUAUCGGAUGGAAGCUUGUGCACAAGACAAAAAUCCACAAACCAACUGAGAUUGAUCUCAAGUAUGAGUUGGCUCCUAUCGAGUCAUAUGAGAAAGAUUACAUAUCUCAACCGCCCAAGAACUGGUUUGAGAAGAUCCUACACUUUCUGUUCGAAUAG